Molecule: messenger RNA, 546 nt
Organism: Ipomoea nil (Japanese morning glory)
Lineage: Eukaryota; Viridiplantae; Streptophyta; Magnoliopsida; Solanales; Convolvulaceae
Exons: 1
Coding region: 1-546 (181 amino acids)
Molecular function (GO): enzyme inhibitor activity
Source: RefSeq, a predicted model, not a curated record
AUGGCAACUUUAUCUCCCAUCAUUCUCCUACUUACCUUCUCCAUCUUCCCAUUCGUCAUCCAUGGCGCCAAGGAGAAGUACACCACGCACAUCCUGAUCCAAAAGACCUGCAAUAUCAGUGCGAAGACCGACCCGAACAUCGACUACGCCUUCUGCACCUCCGCCUUGAAGGCGAAGCAAUGCGAAACGCUGCGCGACAUAGGAACGGCGUGCAUCAACCUGAUCAUGACCAACGUGACGGACACGAGGCGCUACAUCUCGGCUUUGGUGAAAGGCGGGAAGGUGGAGCACCGGUUGCGGCGGUGCGUUGAUCACUGCUACGAGCUGUACACUGACGCCGCCCCCGACUUGGGAGGGGCGUUGAGGGAUUACAGGGAUAAGAAGUAUGAAGACGCCAACAUUAAGCUCUCCGCCGUCAUGGACGCGGCGGCGGAAUGCGAGGACUGCGGCGUGUCGCCGUUGUCGGAGAGGAACAACGCCACUUUCCAGUUGUCUGCCAUGGCGCUGUCUGUCAUGCAUCUGAUUCAGGAAGGGAAAGGGUAUUGA